AGCGAGGGCGGGGAGCAGGGAGGGGCCAGCUCCGGGCUGCAUCCUGCCCGGACUUCAGUGCCUGGAGAGGAGGAAGGGAGCGGAGAGCGCCUGCCCCGAGCCGAGGGGAGCCGGCGGCUGAGCGGGUGCAGAGAAUGUGAUGGGCAGAGAGAAAAAGGAGUGUCUUGCUGUUUGUCCCUGGUUUUUUGUUUUUGUGGUUUUUAAAGCAUAAUUUCAGUCCUUCUGUUGAAAAUUAUUUCCUGCUUGGAGCAAGGUGAUAGGCAUUCUGUUUUUUUACUUCUGUUUCCUAACAAAGAAGGAUCACUUUGCAGCUAUACAGAGCACGCAUACAUAAUGACUACCACCCUGAGGGUAACGGAACAUGUAACAGAAGAUGACCAAGAGAAAGAAGGAAAUUAUGUACUUUAUGGAUCCUCUUGUGCCCAAAUCAUUGAAGAAACAGAAUACAUUAAAAAGAUCCAAUCCACGUUAACAAAGAUUCAAAAUCAGCAGCCUUUCCGAGUGCCCAGAAAUGGUUUGGAGGCUGAAAAGGAUGCACUUAACUCCAGCCACAAUCUAACCAUGGGAAAGCUGAAAGAUAUUGACCAGCAGCUCUUGCUUAUCAACAAGGAGAAUGAAAUGCUAAAGAUCAAGCUGGAUGCAACAAGAGAAGCAGGUGCACAGUCUCUCAGACAUGCCUCAAAAAAUCUAUAUGAGAAUUACUACAGUCGGUCAGAAGCACUUAAGAAAAAGCAUGAAGAUGAUAAACAGCUGAUGCAGGCCUACAAACUUGAACAAGAACAAAAAUUCAAACAAAAUCUGGGAAAUGUCAAUUGUGUAACUCAAAGACUUGAAGAAAAGUACAGCCGGAUUGCAGACAUGGAGAAACUACUGCAACGAAUGGAAGAGGAAAAGAAAACAUUAAUAGGAAAAAAGCAAUCAUGUGAAGAGAAGCUUCUGGAGAUAUCAUCAAAUUCUGAAGAUACUAAGAGCUAUCUUGAUCUUCUGAUGGAGAUUUCCACUCUACGAGAGCAGAUUUCUCACUUGCAACAUGUGAUCCAGAUGCAGCAUCAAAGCCUACGCAGUGCGAUACAAGAGAUCGAAGAACUGAACAGCGAACUACAAAACCAAGAUAAACAAAUUAAGAUUAUGGAAGAAAAGAUAAAUGUGCUUGAAGCUCAGAAAAAAGAACUUAAAUUCAAGGUGGAAUUCUGGUCUGGCCAACCCACGAUGAAAGUUUCAAAAGGCGUCUCAACAAUUUCCAGGUUUGAUGGAGUGUCUCCUUAUGCACUGCUAGCUAGGCUACGGAAGCAAAAUGGGUAGAUGAGUCCAUCACUGAUGUCUGUUUCCAGCUUCCUCAUAAAGAAGCUCUGUUUGUCUCUGCUAAUGACCCUCCAUUCAGCCCUUUUAUAUACCUUGUUAUAACACAGCAAUAUAACACUUGACAGGGUUGGCAACCAGGAAUCGUGCUUGGAUGAAAGAAGAUUCACUAAAUAAAUCUGGAUUUAAUGCGAGAACUGAAGACAUUAUGGUCUUUAAUGUAUAGCCAAUUUAGAGCAGCAUCCUAGGGAUGUUGCAAUAUAUGUUAUUGUAACAUCUUUUCACCUAUGAAAGAGUUCAUCUUCAACAAGCAUUUUAUGGGCCACGAGAUACCUCAAACAUAUUCAAUCUAAAAUGUUCAUAAUUAUAUGUAAAAGAGACUGUGGUGUUUGUCAAGUUAAGACAAUAUGAUAAUAUAAAUUAAGAACUUUUUAAAAUUGAGAAGUUAAUUGUAAAGGGCUGUUUAAUAAAUUAUAUUUAAUCUUUUCAAACUUUCCAUGUUAGUUUUUAAACUUGUCUUUUCUAAAAGCUAUAGUAUGUGUGUCAACGAGGGAUGUGUAGCUGUCAGAAUGUAA
Pelodiscus sinensis (Chinese soft-shelled turtle) is the source of this 1874-nucleotide messenger RNA. NCBI's taxonomy places the organism in Eukaryota, Metazoa, Chordata, Testudines, Trionychidae. The record is from RefSeq and is a predicted model, not a curated record.